Canariomyces notabilis is the source of this 2452-nucleotide messenger RNA. RefSeq names its product molecular chaperone bip1. Gene Ontology annotation, molecular function: ATP-dependent protein folding chaperone; ATP binding. Lineage: Eukaryota; Fungi; Ascomycota; Sordariomycetes; Sordariales; Chaetomiaceae. The transcript has 11 exons. Gene Ontology annotation, cellular component: endoplasmic reticulum chaperone complex; membrane; endoplasmic reticulum lumen. Gene Ontology annotation, biological process: endoplasmic reticulum unfolded protein response. Bases 437 to 2452 code for a protein of 671 amino acids. The record is from RefSeq and is a predicted model, not a curated record.
CAGGUGUGAGGCUUCGAGUGGCGUCAAUGGCUAAGCUUAGUAGUAGGCUCCAAUUUCAGGCCGGCGGUAGGUAUACACUGUCCAUGGUCGGGCCACAUGGUCUUGACUCCUGAGAUGUGUUCUUUCUGUGCCUGUCCAGUAAUUUCUCGGGAGCCUGUGUGGGUUCGAGUUAGAUAUGUAGUGCUGUCCUGGGCUUCCAGGUUGAGCCAUGAUACUGUUCUUCUGGACACUCUGUUCCAAGCAGACGAGGGACCAUCACAUCCCCAUAAAAGCACGUCGCAUCGCAAGCAGCACUGCUUAUCAAGGUAGUUGUUGGCUAAGCAGUUGUCGUUGUUCAUGGUUGCUUGUAUCUUACUAGUACUUACUACACCCCUCACAUCUCUUAAGACGGUACUGCUUUAAUCAGUCCGAGUCACGGUCAUACCCCUGCAGCAGCAUGGAGAGACGGGCGCCUACCAGCAGACAGCUGCCCCUGGGAGUUGGAAUUCUCCUCUUCUUCCUUCUACUUUUGUGUCCUCUCGCCGCGGUCCCGGCUCUUGGGGCCUCCACGGUCGACAUGACCGAACCACAACCUGGAGAGCCCAUCAUCGGUAUCGACCUCGGGACAACAUACUCGUGCGUCGGUAUCAUGAAGGGGGGGAAGGUGGACAUCUUAGUAAACGACCAAGGGAACAGGAUAACACCCAGCUAUGUGGCAUUUUCAGAUGGGGAGCGCCUCGUUGGCGACGCUGCAAAGAACCAAUAUGCGAGCAACCCAAAAAAUACCAUCUUUGACAUCAAGCGGUUGAUAGGUCGAAGCUUCUCAGAUAAAGGCGUACAAGAAGACAUCAAGCACAUGCCAUUCAAGGUUGCGGCAGGAAAAGGUGGGAAGCCCGUGGUUGAGGUCGAGGUCUCAGGAAAGCCGAAGCAGUUCACCCCUGAGGAGAUCAGCGCCAUGGUUCUCGGCAAGAUGAAGGACACGGCCGAACGCUACCUGGGCGAAAAGGUCAAACAUGCCGUGAUCACGGUUCCGGCCUACUUCAACGACAAACAGAGACAAGCCACAAAAGAUUCGGGCAUCAUCGCCGGUCUCAAUGUCGUUCGUGUGGUUAACGAACCCACAGCAGCGGCUCUCGCAUAUGGCAUCGACAAGAUGGAAGGCGAACACCAAGUCCUCGUCUACGAUCUCGGCGGCGGAACCUUUGACGUUUCCCUGCUGACGCUCGACGGCGGUACCUUUGAGGUGCUUGCCACGGCGGGCGACACGCGGCUCGGCGGCGAGGAUUUCGACAACAGGAUUAUCAAGCACCUCGCCACAGCCUUCAAGAACAAGCACCAGCUCGACUUGACCAAGGACACCAAGGCCAUGGGCAAGCUGAAGCGCGAAGCCGAGAAGGCCAAGCGGACCCUCUCGUCACAAUCGUCUACCCGGAUCGAGAUCGACAGCCUCUUCAACGGAAUUGACUUCUCCGAGACGCUGACCAGGGCCAAGUUUGAGCAGCUGAACAUGGAUCUGUUCAAGAAGACGCUUAAGCCCGUCGAGCAGGUGCUCAAGGAUGCCAAAAUGAGCAAGGCGGACGUGACCGACAUUGUUUUGGUGGGCGGGUCGACACGGAUCCCCAAGAUCCAGAGCCUGGUCGAGGAGUUCUUUGGAAAGAAGGCUAGCGGAGGUAUCAAUCCUGACGAAGCUGUGGCGUUUGGUGCGGCCGUUCAGGCAGGGAUUCUCUCGGGGGAAGAGGGCACCGGGGCUUUGUUGCUCAUGGACGUGAAUCCCCUUACCCUUGGGAUUGAGACGGUAGGAGGCGUCAUGGCGCAACUGAUUCCCCGUAACACCCAGAUCCCAACGACCCGGUCUCGAAUCUUCUCCACAACCGAAGAUAACCAAGACAGCGUCGUGAUCAAGGUAUAUGAAGGCGAGCGCACCCUGACCAAGGACAACAGCCUCCUGGGCAGGUUCGAGCUCACGGGUAUACCCCCGGCACGGCGCGGGGUCCCGUCGAUCGAGGUCACGUUUGCGCUUGACGCCAACGGCAUCUUGCAGGUCUCGGCGCAGGACAAGGGCACCGGGCGGAAAGAGUCGGUGACCAUCAAGAACGAGGGUGGCCGCUUGAGCAAGGCCGAAAUUGAACGCAUGAUUGCGGAGGCCGAGAAGUUUGCAGAGGAGGACAAGGAGGCCCGCGAACGUAUCGAGGCGCGGGAUAAGUUUGAGAACUAUGCCAUUAACCUUAGAAACCAGCUCGAGAACAAGGAAGGCCUUGGCGAGAAGAUCAGCGAUGAUGACAAAGAGGCUCUCCGGGAUGCCAUCGCAGAAGCGACGAGCUGGCUUGACCAACAUUCGGCAACGGCCACGGCCCAAGACUUUGAGGAACAGAGGGAGCGCUUGUCCAAUGUCGCAUACCCAAUCACCAGCAAACUAUAUAGCGGUGGUGCUGGAACAGGGAAGAACGAGGAGUCCGGUCAUGAUGAACUCUGA